Messenger RNA from Planococcus citri (citrus mealybug), 4662 nucleotides. RefSeq lists its product as uncharacterized. NCBI's taxonomy places the organism in Eukaryota, Metazoa, Arthropoda, Insecta, Hemiptera, Pseudococcidae. Bases 198 to 4496 code for a protein of 1432 amino acids. The record is from RefSeq and is a predicted model, not a curated record. The transcript is spliced from 16 exons.
UGUACGCAAAGCUAAAAAAAUGUUGCGUUCCCGCGUUUUAAAUUUCGCGUUAUCACAAACGUUUUUUCUUGUUUUUUUUCCUGCUUUUCGCGAUAUUUCAUGCUGAAAAUAUGAUCGUAUUUUCGUUUAAUUAAUAGUUGUAAUUAUAAUUCACGGAAAAUGGUCAUUCACUAAGCUAAGAACAUUCAUCUGCCAAAAUGACCUCCAUUCAAAAAUGCCUCUCGUCCUGGCACAAGUUGAUUUCAGAUGGCCAAAUCGAAAUCGCUUAUGAGCAGCUGAAGUCGGAAAUCGCGGAACAGAAAUGGACUAUCGAUGAAGAAAACAAGGUGGCUAAUUAUUGCUUGGUUUGCACGAAUAUGAAAACUUAUGAAUUCCUUAAAAAGAAAAUAAAAGAUCAGUCAAUGGCACAGCAGAUAUUCCGAAUGACGGACUUUUGUUGCCGUAUCAUUGGAAAAACAUGGAAGUGUAAAGUUCCAGAUUUCAUAGGUUGUCUACGCGUCAUCUGUGAAUAUUUCCUAGCUUCGGAUAGUGUAUACGAAGCUCUAGUCAUUAGCCAAUAUAGAAUGGAAUUUGUACACGUUCACAAUGAACGCGAAUCGUCAAAAGAUGAGAACACAAAAAUCACCGACGAUAUGGUGUUAUUUUAUCUGCAUCAUUUGCAUAAAAUGCCGAUGAAUGACUUGGAAGUCAUACUUGAUAUAUGGAAAUUCGUAUUAUCACCUAAAGUAAUCGAGGUCACGAGUUCAAAUAUCUCGUCAAUUUUACUAUCGUUCGGGAAUUUUUGCAGUAGAGCAAAUUCAACCGAAGGUGUCAAAUCUAGUCUACUUAUCAUGUGGUAUCUGAGUGAAAUACCUUUGGCCAACUUCACCGAAAAAGAUAUCGACACCUUUGUGAAUAUAUGCGAGAUUAUAAUUCGGCAUUCAAAAACGGAUCAGCUGAAGAAAAAUAUUUCGAAAUUGAUUUGUAAUAUUGAACAAAUGACAUUAUUGUACCGUUCCGGCGGACUUCCAGUCAUUUCGUUCUGCUGCGACAUUCUGCGGUUUUCUGUUUGCCGCUGUGAUUCUUCAAACCCUUCAAUUCUCGUCGAAAAUUGUUGCAAAGGAUUAGAUGCAGUACUGUCGGCCUCCUCGAUGUUAUGUUAUCGUGCCGCAAAUUUUGCUCGACUUGUGCUUGUUCAUGCUCAGAAUUAUUGGCUCAGUGGAGAAAAUUUCUUUUAUCGGAAAUUCUUGCCAAAUGUAUUUACAUUUUUCACCAAAUUAUCAGAAAUACUAAAACGUAUGGAAAUUAGUCAAAAUAAUACCAGCGAGAGAAAGUAUUGCACUGUAUUAAGCUUAGCUAUUUUGAUCACUAACCGAGUUCCUGAUUUAAGUAAAGAAGAACUGAUUAGUAUUUAUUUUCAUGUGAAAGAAAGCAUCAGUAUGUUAUUAGAAACUUACGACGAUGAUUGCGGAGUAGACAACGCUUACAAAACUCAGCUGUUUAAUAAUAUCGGUGUUCAUUCGUUCAACGUUGGUUGCUUGUACAUGAAAGCUAAGCUCUAUUCCGAAUGCGAAGAAGUAUCUUUAAUGGCCAUCGAAAAAAUUGCUGCUGUUUCGAAUGAUCUUGUGUUGAAUUGUUCCUUACAGUCUUACGUCGAGAAAUUGACCAUUUGCUUGUUUCAAUCGCAAAAAUAUGAAAGUGCGUUAAGAACAACAUGUACUUGGGCAGCAAAACUACCACAAUCUCGAACUACGUUCAUGAGUCGCUACGCUACUUUUAAAGCAAAAAUUUUCUACGACGAGAAUCGAGAGAGACAUACUAAGCUUCUGAAUAAAACGUGUUGGGAUUUGAUAAAAGAGGAACAACAGAAGAACUCAUCAACUUGGGAAAAAAUCAAUCUCACCGAUCGUGAUAUUAUGAUUCUUUUGAAAUUAGAACUGAAGCAUUGCCUCACUCAUCAAAUUCAUUCGGUUGAUCUGUUGGAAAAAAUCAUCGAACAGGGUGCACAACAAAAUGAUAUUACGAAAAUCGAGCUGUUCAUUUUAGGAGGGUUUAUUUUCACGCAGUCCAGCGACUUCUUGAGUAAUGCUAUGAAAUUAUUACCUUCCGUUGAAAAAAAUAUCAAGAAAUUGAAUCAAAAAAUGAUUAAAAAGGAUUUCGAUGGAAGCGUUGUACACUACUCAACUACUUUAGGAAGUUUACAUUACGUGAAAUUUCGUAUCAAACUGUUGAAUGCAAGAUGUGAAAAUGAGAAAGAAGUCGCUUUAACUUCAUCAAUGAAAACUCUACCAUCUGAGCCUGGUAUGGAGCAAGAAACGAGAGACGAUUCAGAUAUCAUGCAUAAAUAUCUGUAUUAUAAAUCUCAGCAAGAAUUCAUCUCUUUGCUUGAUACUGCCAUUGAUUAUUGGUCUCGAGCAAUAAAUGAAGUUACCAGUGAAAUGGGUCUCGGAUUGUGCGAAAAAAAUUCGGAAACUCGCGAAGACAUUGAUAUCCAAACACUGAUUAAAGAAACUGCCCUCAUGUAUCGUUUGUAUUGCGCUGAAUCGAAAGAAAUCCGAGCUUGGAAAUUACUUUAUUCUUUGGCUGUGAUUCGCGAAGACGACGAGAUGAUGGUUUACGCUUUAUCAAAUCUUAUAUCGUUAAAUGCUCCGGUGGAUCCGGAAUGGGAAACGAAAGUGGAAGAAAAAUUACCUACAGUUGAAAAAAUUACCCGAGCGAAUUAUCAAUUGGAAAAAAUUCGUAAAUUAUUCAUCAAUGGACGCGGUCUCGAAGGAGUUACAAUUUUAUCGCAAAUAUCCGAAGAAGACACGAAUAGUAAUGUUGUAGUUGCAGCCAAAUAUAAUUUCGUCGUGAGCCAGUAUACGUUGGCAGGCUUCUUCAAAGUCUCCGAUUAUCCCCUGUUAACAGCUAUGCGAGCUUUUUACUUACUGAUCCCAUGUAUUAAAAGGAACUCUUGGAGAAAUCUGUGGGAAGCGUCCGAAAUACAGAGUCUUUUAUUGGAUGUAACAUCAUUUAUCCUGCAGUUUCACGUAGCUGCCUUUCAAACAAACUUCAUUAAAACCUACCUCGAUAAAGCUGUGUACCUGAUUAAGAAGUUAGGUCUCCCAUUAAGGAUCUGCAAAGUUCUGACAAUAUUAUGCACAGUUGGCGUCAUCACGUGUGAAACGGAAGAUAUUUACGUAAAGUUAAACUCGUUAAAAAGCGUUUUGAAGUUCGACGAAGGCGUUAAGGAAGUAGAUUACGAUAAGCAACAUCCUGUGAAAACUACAGCCACACUUUCGCCGUCGAAUUUCAGCUCGAAUACGGAUGUUCGUUUCGUUUCGAAUUUUGGAGAUAAUUACGCGUCUCCGAUUCUGGAAACUGGAUUAAAAUACGAUACGCCCGAAUUCGUCGAUCAUGAGUCUCAAUGCGAGUGCGCUGUCUGCGACGAUGUGCAGUAUCAGCAGGUUUCGUGCGAAGUUAUGUCCUUAAUCGGAAGUUAUAUGUGGUUACUGGGAACUCCGCAUUGUGGUCAAGCCUUGAGUCAUUUCGGUAAUGCUUUAAAAAUGUGUUCGAGAUUACGUGAUCGUUGGAAAAAUACCGAUCGUGCCAAAGAAAAUUUCUUCUUGAAAACGCUAAUUAUAACGAAAAUGCGUUUGGGCGAUUUCUGGGCUUCGAACGAAAAAUUCGAAGAUGCCUGGAAGUUGAAUAAAGAAGCCAUUCAAGAAUACGAAAAUUUAAUUAUACCAGACGACGCAUUACGUUCGCAACUAAUCGAUCAACAUUUAGCUCUGGAAUACGUCAAACUGAAAGCCGAAUUACCAAAGAAAGAACCUCUCCGCAAGAAACUGAAUUUCGGGUCAACUGCAACUAAAACACCGGCGUGUAGAACAACCGUGACGGUUUUCGAAGACGAACAAGAAUCUUCCAGAUUAACUCAAUUGAUGGAAAACAUGGCCAUAACUCCUCUUCCGAGAAACUGCCGAAAACUGUUGUUCAAGGAGCCUACCAAAGCCAGUCGUGCAACGAGAAAUAAAAACAAAAAAGAUGUGAAUACUCCUCCGGAUAUAGUCAUGCAGACUCCGUCUUCCUUACGUUCGAAUAAGAAGACAAUAAUGGAGGGUAAAUUUCCCUCAUCCGAUAUACUAAAGAAUGAUGCUGGUCUUUUCACCAGCCCUAGUGAACCUACGGUAUCCAAUCGUCGUACCAGAACCGGGAGUAAAACACGCGAGCGUGUUCUCGAUUCGGUUGAAAUGACUCCAUCUUCUCGUAGACCUAUUCGCUCCAAAAAUCCAUUAAAGGAUAAAGUUACGUCGUCCUUGGAUGAAAAUAACGAUAUGCCAUCUACCAAUGAUAGCAAACCUGUUGCUUCCAAUUCUAGUACCUCAAGAGUUAGGAGUGAAAAGAAAUAUCCUGCGCUAGGCGUCGUCAAACAAACUCCAUCUUCUAGUCGUACUCGUAGCCAGAAAACCGUCGAAAAUACACUUUCGUCGUGUACUGCCGAAUCAACGGCUCGCCAAAAAAAACGUAAAAAUUAGCGCCAAUUUUAACUCGUAUGUCGUGUGUAAUUAUUAAAAAGUAUUAUAUUUACUUGGUAAGAUUGUGUACCUUUUUAGCUUGAAUAUUAUGUGUAUUAUUUAUUUGUUUUAGUUUUUUUUUUACUAGUGGUGUUUCAAAAUAAUUAAUAAAUCAUGGAAAGUCUUC